Molecule: messenger RNA, 1050 nt
Organism: Ostertagia ostertagi
Lineage: Eukaryota; Metazoa; Nematoda; Chromadorea; Rhabditida; Trichostrongylidae
Source: the annotation of a GenBank genome assembly
AUGAGUAAGGUGAUCGUGAUCGGCUCGGCGGCCACGCUGGCCUUCAUCGUAUGCUCCCUGGUCACUAUGGUGUCGCUUCUGAAAGAGAUCUCCGACCUUCAACUCGAGGUCGAAGUCGGCAUGGAUGAGUUCAAGGGAAUCACCGAAGACACUUGGAGCCGUAUCAUCACCAAGCACGUAAACCCGACCGGAAGCUCUGACGCACCACCGGACUUUGGCACUCUGUUCGGACGUCGCCAGCAACGUGCAGCUGGCUUCCCCGACCAAUGCAACUGUGGCGCAAAGUCGAACGGUUGUCCAGCAGGACCCCCUGGACCACCUGGACCAAAGGGGCAUCCUGGAGAGCCCGGUGCAGAUGGCGAAGACGGUAGACCUGGUGCUCCGGGUGUUGCCCUCGCAGUCACUCAUGACAUUCCUGGUGGAUGUAUCACGUGCCCUGCAGGUCCGCCUGGACCACGUGGACCUCCUGGAGAACAAGGACCUCCCGGACCACCUGGAGCAUUCGGUCACCGCGGACCACCUGGUGCGCCUGGUCCCGUUGGAGAAAUGGGUCCACAAGGUGAUGAAGGACAACCGGGAGCACCUGGCCGUCCGGGACCACCCGGUCCUCCUGGAGAAGUUGGAACGCAGUACUCACAAGGUAUGCCCGGUCAUCCCGGUCCUCCAGGACCACGCGGUCCUCCGGGAGAACAAGGUCAGCCUGGAGCCCCCGGAAGCGACGGAAAGCCAGGUCCGCAAGGCCGCCCAGGUCACCCUGGAAAGGACGGACAUCCCGGCAGAAACGGCACACCUGGCCAGGUUCGUGAAAAGCUUUGCGUAUAUACAAGUCGAAAUAUUGAUGCAUUUUCUUGUUUCAGAGAGGAGAGAACGGAAAAACUGGGCCAGAUGCCGAGUACUGUCCAUGCCCACCGCGCCGAAAGCGCCGUCUGUAGACCGAUUGACUGUAGUCUUGCCAAACGUGGCUGCAUACAGUCUACUGAGAAUGAACAUUCUGCACACAUCCUGCUUGUUAAACAAAACAAGAGAAUACCAUUGACCUUCAUUGUCUGA